AUGUGGCUGCUGCACCUGUUGCUGGCCCUGCUGGCUCCUGUCACUGCUGCAGGCUGCCAGGGUGCUGAGCUCGACAGGCAGCUCAUCCUGGCCAAGCUCCGGGCCCAGGUCCUGGAGUAUCUGAGUCCCAGCAGCCCCAGGAGCAGGGCCCAGCAGGAGCGAAGGGGGAUGCACAGGAGGCACAUCUCAGGGACUCCAGCCCUCUGGGGCCAGGAGCUAGAGGACACCUCCCAGGUGAUACUUUUCCCCACCACAGAUGUGCCAUGUGAACCACCCCAGUCGGACGGGCUCCCGGAGGACGAGAGCGUUUUCACUUACCUCUUCCAGCCUUCACCUCACACCCUGAGCCGCGUGGUGACGUCCACCCAGCUGUGGUUCCACACCGGCCCGGUCCUCGUGCCCCCCGGCUCAUCAGCUGCUGCCAACCGUUCUGCGGUGGGGGCAGACGUGCUGAUCCUCUCGGGGCAGGGCCGGGUCACCGUGGCAGCCACUGUGGUGCAGGCAGCCGAGCAGUGGACGGUCUUUCACUUCGCUGCGCCCUUCCUGCGCUACGUCUGCCAGAAGCUCUUUGUGCUGCUGGUGCGCUGCCCGGGCUGCCCUUGCACGGCCGACGCAGACAAGAUGCCCUUCCUCAUGGCCACCACCAAGCCCAAAGGGCCGGACAGAGCCCGCCGCUCCUCUGUGCCUUGGUCCCCGGCUGCCCUCAACCUGCUGCAGCGCCCGUCAGAGGAUGCCGCAGCCCACGCUGACUGCCACCGGGCCGCCCUCAACAUCUCCUUCGAGGAGCUGGGCUGGGACAAGUGGAUCGUUCACCCGAGCAGCUUUGUCUUCCACUACUGCCACGGCAGCUGCUCCGACGCCCACACCCUGAGCCACGCGCUGGGCUUCCGGCUGUGCUGUGCGGCCCUGCCCAGCACCAUGCGCUCCCUGCGUGUGCGCACCACCUCUGACGGCGGCUACUCCUUCAAGUACGAGACCGUGCCCAACAUCCUCACCCAGGACUGCGCCUGCAUCUAGGGCUGCCGGGGAUCAUGCAGCCAUGCGCUGGGCUCUGCCGAGCCGGCCUGACUC
Gopherus flavomarginatus (Mexican gopher tortoise) is the source of this 1071-nucleotide messenger RNA. RefSeq names its product inhibin subunit alpha (gene INHA). The record is from RefSeq and is a predicted model, not a curated record. Bases 1 to 1017 code for a protein of 338 amino acids. Gene Ontology annotation, cellular component: extracellular region. Lineage: Eukaryota; Metazoa; Chordata; Testudines; Testudinidae. Gene Ontology annotation, biological process: SMAD protein signal transduction. Gene Ontology annotation, molecular function: cytokine activity; growth factor activity. The transcript is spliced from 2 exons.